Messenger RNA from Parasteatoda tepidariorum (common house spider), 561 nucleotides. The record is from RefSeq and is a predicted model, not a curated record. Lineage: Eukaryota; Metazoa; Arthropoda; Arachnida; Araneae; Theridiidae.
UACAAUCUCACCGUUCCCAGUUGGGUUCCUAAAAUAUUUGAUGAAUUGAAAGAUGUUGCAGCUCAUACAUAUUCUUUAGUAUACAAUUCAACUGACAUUCUGCAAUUGAGAGCAGGUCCUGCUCUUGGGCUCAUAAAUAAAGUGUUUGAUGACAAAAUAAACAAUAAUGCUCCAGAACUGAAAUUCCGUACAUAUUCAACACAUGACGUCAACAUUGGCGCUGUGUUGGCUGCUUUAAACAAUCUUGGCAUAGAAAUUAUUAAUUAUUGUUCAACUCUUAUUUUUGAGCUUUACUCCGGAGCAAGGGGCAAUUACUUCAUUCGAAUUCUUUUCUUGAACACUCAAAAUAUCGACAAGUUUAAUCAAACUCCUAGAGUUUUAAUCUUGCCUGGAUGCCAAGAAUAUUGCCCCUAUCAGAAAUAUCUGAAGUUUACAAAUGUUUAUGCAAGCACCGAUUAUGAGAAGGAAUGCGAUAUUGAUUCGAAUGAAGAGAAUGUUAUCACAUCUGAAGUAAGAAAACCAAUUUCUUUUAAUGUCAAUUUCUGAUAACAUUAUUACAGU